Molecule: messenger RNA, 1602 nt
Organism: [Candida] anglica
Lineage: Eukaryota; Fungi; Ascomycota; Pichiomycetes; Serinales; Debaryomycetaceae
Source: the annotation of a GenBank genome assembly
AUGACAGAUACUAGUGAGGGUAAUAUUAAGGUUGUAGUUCGUGUGAGGCCACUUCUUCCUCGAGAAGACGAGAAUUCACAUUGCUUGGUUACCAUGCCUGAAUCGAAUCCUAAAAUUACUUUACUUGAAGUUCCAUCAACAUCUUCAUUUUAUCAAAGAGGGAAUUCAGAAGAAACACCAAUCAAAAAAUAUCUGUUUGAUGAAUCAAUAUGGUCGUAUAACUCGAAUGAUCUGAACUAUAUUGAUAACAAGAAGUUUUACGAUCAAACAUCUCCACAAAUAAUUGAUCAUGUAUUUCUGGGCUUCAAUGUUUGUUACCUUGCAUAUGGUCAAACAGGAUCUGGGAAAACACACACUAUGAUGGGUGAUCCAGAAACUCCAGGUUUAAUACCACUUUUAGUAAAAGAUUUGCUUCGUAGAAGAGAAAAAUUGGUUAAUGAAAGAAUUAAUUGUCAACUUAAAUUUCUGUACAUGGAAGUUUAUAAUGAACAAGUGAAGGAUUUACUUGGGAAUGACAAUAACAAUAAAAAAUGUAGAGUAAGGGAACAUCCUAUAACUGGUCCAUAUGUGGAGAAUUUGAGUGAAUACAAUAUUAAUAAUUUCCAAUCAUUUUUAGAAUAUUUACAACGAGGGAAUCAAAUCAGAUCAACUGCUCCUACUUCAAUGAAUGAUAGUAGUUCAAGAUCUCAUGCUAUCAUCACACUUUCUGUAAUUCAAACCAAAUUCAAACAAACUAAUGAUGGUGGAUCCGAUGACGAUACUACCAUUGGGGAAGCUGAUGAAGAAAUGAUAUCUAAUAUAAAAUUGGUAGAUUUAGCAGGAUCUGAAAGGUUGUCUAAAACAAAAGUUUUCAAACAACAAGAUAGAUUAAAGGAAGGUACUCUAAUCAAUAAAUCACUUACUGUUUUGGGAAGAUGUAUCAAUAUCCUUUCAGAUACUAAUAAUCAAAAUAAUCAGAAUAAUUCGCCAAUGGUUCCAUAUAGAGAUUCAGUAUUGACAUAUAUUCUAAAGGAAAAUUUGUCAGGUAAUUCGAAAACUUUUAUGUUGUUUUGUAUUUCACCAGUUGAUUUUGAAGAAUCUUAUCAAACCCUUAAUUAUGCAACACAAGUUAAAAAGAUUCGUACAAAGGCAAAGGCCAAUAAAAAGAAAAUUGUUGGUGGAAAUAAAACUCAAUUAGAUUGGAGUACAUUACAAGACGAAGAUCUGGAAAUAGUUUCUGAUUUGAAGGAUGAAGUGCGACAAUUAACUGAAGAAUUACAACUGCUUAAACUGUCCUCGGUUAAUCAACAUGAAAAUGAUCAAGAAAAAUGGCUAAAAUUGACACAAUUCCUUGAAUCUCAAACUGAAACAGUAAGGUUUGAAAAUAAAUAUUUACAACAUAAAUUAAAGCAAAAAUCAGCAGAGAUAAAUGAAUUGAAGAAUCAGGUUGCAUACAUGUAUCGAGAAGUGGUGGAGAUUGUUGAGACGUCAGAACAAGAAAGGAAACAUAUGAAUAAGAAGAUGAUCAAUCGUCUGGCAAAUGUUAUUCUAGAACAGUGUCUACUUGGUCAAAGUGAAGUACAUGACGAUAUAAAUAAAUUUGAUCCAAAGUAUGUAUUUUAG